AUGACGACCCGCUGGCGGCGCGCUGGCCCGGUGGACGCGCCGCACGCCGCGCAACGCGCUCCAUGGGCCGCCACAUACCCCGCGCGCCCCGCCCUCACCGCGCACGCGCGCAACUCUCUGCCGCGCAGACCCGUCGAGCCCCGUGAGUUGUCCAGAGUGCCCCCAGCAUCGCGGGAAAUGGCGCAGCGCGUCUCGCUCCCGCCCGGGAUCCGCAGCCCGUGCAACUGCCGGCCCGCCCCGCGCGGCGCCACGCGGUGCCGCGCGGGCCCGCGGGGCGGCCGCGAGCCCUCGGGCGCUCCCCGCGCCCGCAGAAUGCACACCGGGCGCAAUGCGUCCUCGGACCGGCCGCACCCGAGCCCCCCGCCUCACGCUGCCACCGUCGAGCCGUGCUUCGACGUCGAGGAACGCCGGAAGGCGCUACGAGAGGCCAUGCACGAGCAGCACAUGGGACGCGAGGAGGACGGCUCGGCCUUCCUGAGCGAGCAGGACUCCAAGCCGGCGCCGGCGGGCGCGCGCCCCGCUGGGCCGCGCGUGCGGCGCUCGCAGGUCACGCCGCCGGCUCGGACCGCCCCAGUUCGUCGCACGGCCUCCGGACGCGGGCAGCCCACGGUCGGGCCGCGCGCGAUCCACGCGCUCGACGACAUGUUCGGGAUGGCGGGGAGCCGCGUGCUGGUCGUGGGCGGCGCGCGCGGCACGGGCGCGGCCGUCGCGCGGCAGCUGGCGGAGAUCGGCGCGCGCGUCGUGGUCACGGGCGCCUCGCGCGACGCUGUCGACGCGGUGCGGGGGGACUUUGAGAAACACGCCCUGCGGCUCGAGGACGCGGUCUGCGCGGACACCGCGACGCCCGAGGGGCGCGAGGCGGUCGCGCGCGCGCUGGACGAGGCGUUCCUGGGGGCGCUCGACGUGGUGGUGCUCACGCCGGCGCACCACCAGCGGCGGCGGCAGCUGCACGACGUGGACCUGGAGCUGCAGCGGCGGGUGUACGCGUCGGGUCAGGAGAGCCAGGUGGAGCUGCUGAAGAUGCUGCACCCGGCGCUGGUCGAGGGCGCGUCGUUCGGGCCGCGCGGGGAGGCGUCGGUGGUGUUUUUGACCGCCGUGGGCGCGGAGCUCGCCGAGCAGCCCGCGGGGCCGGCGUUCUCGAUGAGCGCGGCGUCCUCGCACGCGCUCGUGCGGUGGCUCGCGUGCAGCUGGGGCCCGCAGGGCAUCCGCGUGAACGCGGUCGCGCCGCACCUGUCGCGGUCGCCGGCGAGCAAGUUCAUGGACACGCACUCGCAGUUCAUGUCGCACGUGCGCGCGCGGACGCCGCUGCAGCGCCCCGCGGAGCUGCGGGAGGUCGCGAGCGUCGCGGCGUUCCUCGCGGGGCCCGCGUCGUCGUACAUGACGGGGCAGGUGCUCCCGGUGUGCGGCGGCCACACGGUGCAGGGGACGUGGCAGCACCCGGGGGUCGUGCCGGAGGGCCCCGCGGAGGAGUGGUGGGGGAACUGGUGGCACUUUGACUGA
Messenger RNA from Pedinophyceae sp. YPF-701, 1500 nucleotides. NCBI's taxonomy places the organism in Eukaryota, Viridiplantae, Chlorophyta, Pedinophyceae. The record is from the annotation of a GenBank genome assembly.